This is a messenger RNA of Anolis carolinensis (green anole), 2173 nucleotides long. RefSeq names its product gap junction gamma-1 protein. The coding region runs from base 145 to 1296 and encodes 383 amino acids. Gene Ontology annotation, molecular function: gap junction channel activity. Gene Ontology annotation, biological process: cell-cell signaling. The record is from RefSeq and is a predicted model, not a curated record. The transcript is spliced from 3 exons. Lineage: Eukaryota; Metazoa; Chordata; Lepidosauria; Squamata; Anolidae. Gene Ontology annotation, cellular component: connexin complex.
GAGGGGCGGGCGGCGGCGGCGGCAGUGGCGGCCCAGGGCCCCUUUGUUCGGGCGGGAGAGAGCGAGAGAGAUUGAGAGGAAGGCGGAGGAAGGAGAGGACGAGGGUCUUUGUGAGCGCCCAGAGAGAACUGUUGGUGAGCCAAGAUGAGUUGGAGUUUCCUGACACGCCUCCUUGAGGAGAUCAACCAACACUCAACCUUUGUGGGAAAGGUGUGGCUGUCUGUGCUGAUUGUCUUCCGCAUUGUGUUGACUGCCGUGGGUGGUGAGUCCAUCUACUAUGAUGAACAGAGCAAAUUCGUCUGCAACACGCAGCAGCCUGGCUGUGAGAAUGUCUGCUAUGAUGACUUUGCACCCCUCUCACACGUCCGUUUCUGGAUCUUCCAGAUUAUCAUGAUUGCCACCCCAUCUGUGAUGUAUCUGGGCUUUGCGCUACACCGCCUCUCACGCCAGCCCCCUCGAAAAACCCGGGCACCUGUAGUGCACCGUGGGGCUGGCCGUGACUAUGAAGAGGCUGAGGACAAUGGUGAGGAGGACCCUAUGAUCUUUGAGGAGGUGGAGCAAGAAAGAGAGGUGAAGGAGACACCGGAUCAGAAACAUGAUGGCCGCCGGCGAAUCAAAAAAGAUGGCUUGAUGACAGCGUAUGUGCUGCAGUUGCUAUGCCGUUUGGUGUUUGAGGUGGGGUUUCUGCUGGGGCAAUACAUUCUGUACCGCUUUGAAGUCAAUCCCUCAUAUGUAUGCUCCCGUAGUCCUUGCCCUCACACCGUUGAUUGCUUUGUCUCCCGUCCCACUGAGAAAACGAUUUUCCUCUUGAUCAUGUAUGCGGUGAGCGGGCUUUGCCUAUUUCUCAAUAUUUGUGAGCUCUUGCACCUGGGCUUCGGGGGAAUCCGGGAUGCUUUCCGUGGCCUUGACAAGGACAACGGUGUCCCUCCCAAGUCCCAGUAUGCUCGGAAGGACCCUUCUGCACCUCCUACCUAUCAUUCAAUCAAGAAGAAUCCCUCCAAGAACCACCUUGCUAAGGACAAAAUGGCUUAUGGUGGAGAGAACUUAGCUGGCAUUGGUGCUGAGCGCUAUGCUGUUGCAUCGGGUCUCCCAAACCAUGAGUUGGAACGACUUCGCAAGCACCUCAGGAUGGCACAGGAGCAUUUGGAAAUGGCUUUCCAUCUUCAGCCAGAGGACACAGCCAGCCCUUCGCGUAGUAGCAGUCCAGAGUCUAAUGGGUUGGCAGCAGAACAGAACCGCCUCAACCUGGCACAUGAGAAGGAAGGUGCAGCCUGUGAGCGAACAACUGGUCUCUGAAGACCUCGCUGGGCCUCACUGGGCAGCUGCACAGAUGACAACAGGAAGCGUCUGUGGAGAAUUGGCAGCAUGUGAAUGUGUACUCCUGGCCUGAAGAUUGGGAACGCCCUGACAGACUGGGGGUGGGUGGGAGGGGGUGACAAUAUGCUCUGAUCCUUCUUUGAGGGUUGAGGGCAAGAGAAAGGGACAGAUGUGAACAUCCACGUCCCUCAUGUUUGAGGAGGGUGGAGCGGUAGUGGGGCACCCUUGGAAGUCUCUCUUGAUGUAUAUACGUAUGUGAGUGUGUGUCUUUUUUUAGGGGUCCAAAGGGAAACUUAUUUUUUUACUUUUUUACAUGUUAUAGAGGUACUAUUUUGUCUCUUUUAGAGGGAUUUUUUUGUCUUGUUUUUCUCUAGCAGGACUGGAUAGGUAGCUAUAUGACAGCCUCUCCUUGCCCCCUUAAUUUUCCUGUAGAGGUUUACUGUACAUUGGGGAAGGGAUGGCAAGAGAAGACUAUGAUGUCCACAACAUUCCAGAUGUCUGCACACAUUGUGUGCAAAUGGACCUCUUCCUUUGCUUUCCCCCUCUCCCCAACACCAGAAACAAAUGGUGGCUGGGCCAAAGAUAAUAAUAAUAAUACUUCUGCUACAUUCCAAGAUGCUGUCUUUUAGGCAGUGUCUGUCUUCCUGCCCUCUGUGGGGUGCGGUGCUGGAUUCCCUCCUUAAUUGCGAUGGGAGCUGACGUUUCAAUCAUCUCAACGGUUGACAUAAAAAGUAUUCGUACGGGAUUUUUUUUUGUUCUUUUUAUAUAUGGAAUUUACUGGAAUAGUUAUGAAGUUGUUCCUUUUUAUAUGAAAUAUAUAUUUGGUAAAAAUCAACCGGUUUUUAAAAAAUACGAA